Molecule: messenger RNA, 2539 nt
Organism: Aphidius gifuensis
Lineage: Eukaryota; Metazoa; Arthropoda; Insecta; Hymenoptera; Braconidae
Exons: 2
Coding region: 223-2214 (663 amino acids)
Source: RefSeq, a predicted model, not a curated record
AUUUAAUUUAAAAGUUUAAUUAAAACUUUCACUUAAUAUCAAAGGUGUAAUUGACUGCCAUUUAUCACGCUUAACAACUACGUCAUGCUGAUAUGAAAAAAUAUAGUCACAAGAACCGUUGGAUUUCUAGUGUUGAUUGACGAAAGAAUACAAGAAAUUACUUCAAAUAUUUUAAAAAUUUAAAAUAAUUCUACAAAAUAAUUAAUACUAGUAAAGAUAAGAAUGCGUCAGCCAUUUACUGUGACUAUGCGGAAAAUUUUCAUCGUUAUUGUUUUCAAUAAAUUUUGGAUAACUGCACACAGCGUGCCAACGCAAGUGGAAACUAAAGAAGCCCUGAAAAAAGUUGGUGAUUUUUUAAAAGAUGAAACUGGUUCCAAGUGGCUGGCAAAUUUGGCUUUUUCAGGAGCGUUAACAACUAGCGGACUUAUUGAAAAAAUAAUAAAUUCAACCAAUAUCGAUCGCAAUGUUAUAGAAGCAGCUGAAACAAUAAAACUUUCUCUAAAAGAAUAUGAAAAAACAAACGUAAUAGAUGAUUUAUUCAAUCUUGAAGAUGAAGGAUGGAAAGAAUUAAUUAAAAAUGUCGAAGAACAUGAUGACAUUAUUUGUCUUUAUCGUAAACAUUCGAAUGUAUCGGAUCAAAGAUCUGAGGAUUGGCAGUCAUUUUUAAAAAGUGUUUCAUCAGGAUACACUGUACAUCUUGCAUUAGAUAUGGGAAAAAAAUAUGUUCUUUGUAUGAAAAAAAUUCCAGAAUCAAAUUCAACUGUAAGUUCAAUUGUUACUUCGAGUAACAAUUCAAGUACCACUGUUGUCGAAGUUUUACCAGUGAACGCAAGAAAGUCUUUAACUGAGUUGAGUUCGCAGGUAACUUCUACUGAGAAAACAAUUGUAUCAUCUGAAAAAGCUACUGUAAGUACGGUGGCAUCGUUUGUCAAUCCAGCUAUUGGAAAAAAUAGCAGUUAUAAAUCUAAAGAAUGCGAUAGUAGUGAGGCAUCUUGCUCAGAUAAAUCACAGAGUAGUUUUGAAAUGUCCAAUGAAAUAGUUAAUGCUGGCCGACGUAAAACGAUUACCAAAAAGUUGGAACAAAAUGAUAACUCAGAAGUAAAGGACAUUCAAGUUCAAAAACCACCAUAUUGUAAUCGUCCAAUAAUUUACAUUUUGGCAAACUAUGCCUCUUCUUAUCGAGAUCUAGGCUGCUCUUGUAUAUCAGAUUGUAAUCAGAUGACACCUUUUUCUGUUCCAAUUAAUCCACAGACUAUAGUUCUCCCAAACUAUCGAAAUAAAUUCACAAACAAUAUUAGAAUGAAUGAUCAAUUAAAAAUUAAGCCUGAAAUGAUAUCAAGUACAUUCAAAUUACCAAUAACUACUUCUAACUGUCAAAAAAACAAUUGUUUUGAAAAUAAAAUAAAAAAACGACUAGAUAUUUUUAAGCAUCCUUUGAUUCGGCCAUCUGCAAUUUAUCCGAUACUUAGACAAAAAGAAUUUUUAAGUCAGCCAAUCACCAGAAAAUUAUCUUUCCAUCGACCACCAGUGAAACAAUAUAAUGUAGAAAAAAAAAAAAGGAAUAACGUAAGAUCAAUGAACCAAAAUAGCAUUUGGAAUAAAAUUGUUCCUGAAAAUAUUCGAGAAGCACCAAGUAUCAACUCACAUGGAUUUUAUAGACAAAAUAAUUUACCUAAGUAUCAAAAUCUUUUUCGAAAAGCACCAAUUAUUUUGCCAAAAACAUUUGGAACAAACUUUUUAAAAAUGCCACUACAGCCAAUAACUAAAAAAAAUAAAAAAACAUAUAAUGAGCUAGAUGAAAGUGAAGAUUCAGCAAGUUUUUCGUCAGAAGAAAACUUAUCACGAAUGGAAGUCAGAGAAAAAUGCAUGAGUUGUCCAGAUCCAUGUGACAGACCAUUGAAUUUAAAAGUCAUUGUUGAUAGCCCUUACAAAGACGGCCCACCAAUAAACAUGAAGUUUUUUACUGACCCUGAUCAAAAAGUCAAAGUUUCUCAAGACUAUAGAAUCUCGAAGAAUAAUAAUCUGUCGCGAAUUGCCGGCCGAAGAAGUGUCGGUGCAGUUGGGAAGAGUAAUAAAAUUUCAAGAGAACAAGAAACUAAUGACAAUAAACUUGGUGAAAAAAAAGAAAAAACUGAUGGUAAACCAGAUGAACAAAAAAUCCUCGAAAAUCAUUAUGAGGAUUUUAAAGAUGCUGUAAAUUCUUUUUAUGACUAAAAAAUAAAUUGGGUUCAAUAUUACAUUUUUGUUUUUUCUAGUCUUUAAUGUUUAGGAAUUUUUUUCUGUUAAUUUCAAAAACACCUACCAGAAAAGUAUGUAUUUAUUGUCCACCAACGUAAUCAUCGUUUUUACACUUUGUGAUAAAAAAAUGUUUUAUUUUGAAAAGUAGUAUCUGUUUAUUAUAUAAUUAUACUUACGAAUAAUUUUUUUAUGUUUUUUUUUCUUAUUAAAUAGUUUUUUUUUUUUACCAAGACUUGUUAGUACACUCGUAAUUUAAUUCAAAUCAAGUUGGAAGACUUGACGGCUGAUCAUCCGCAUUAUA